Ectocarpus sp. CCAP 1310/34 is the source of this 2627-nucleotide messenger RNA. Lineage: Eukaryota; Phaeophyceae; Ectocarpales; Ectocarpaceae. The record is from the annotation of a GenBank genome assembly.
GUCUCAUGUCUCGUGCACGGGCCUGCACAAACAAAGCACGGCUAUUCUGUGGUGCACUACACGCCGACAGGAUGUUGAUAUUAGCGCAGCCAAGCGCCAGCAGCGCCAGCGUCAGCGUUGUUUUACAUGGUGGAGGAAGCUUUGGAUCGACCCUCGCGGGCAGAAUUGCAACAGCAGCAAUCCCCGCCGAGGUUAGGUCAUCGCCCCUGCUGGAGAACUGGGAAGGGCUGAAAGAAGUCUGCACCGGCGCCGACACCGUGUAUUUGCUCUCGGCGCUAGAUCUCCCUCCCUCGCCAAACGACUCCGACUUGCAGGCCUUCACAGCAGGUGUCAGUAGGGUGGUUGAUUGCUGCCUGGAGUGCGGGGUAGAGGGCUUGGUAUUCACCAGCUCGUCCAGCGUAUUUUCGUCUGCGGAGAAAGCGCAAGGGCCAACCGAGCACGAGGAAGAAGAUGAUGUGAAGGCGCGGACCGUGGCCAGGGCUGAAGCAAGAGUCCUCGACGCCAGUGGUGCAACAUCCCCGUCGCACUUGCACACCUGCGCUCUGCGGCCUGCUGCCUUCAUCUACGGGUUGUCGGAGAAGGAUGGGCCGUUACAUCGAGCUCUGUUGUGGGUGGGCUGGGGUUUGAAUCGCGUGGCGGUGGGACCGAAGUGCCCGGAAGACGGCGGCGUCAAGGUGGACAUGGUGCACGUGGACAACCUGGCGGAGGCACACCUGCUUGCCGGCGCAAAACUCAAGAAGAGAGCAGAAACAGACGCACCAAACGCCAUGGUGGACGUUGGGGCAGGCGUUGAGGGUGCGGACGCAGAGCAAAGAAGAGGCCCCGGAAGCAAGAGCGAAGCUGCCCCGGCAUGCGCUGGAAGGGCCUACGAUGUGACGGACGGUCAGCCCCGCAACCCGCAGGCGUUCCUGGAUGAGAUUCUUGAUGGACUCGGUUUUGCGACGUCCAAGUUGCUUCGGGUGCCGACCUCGGUCGCACUUUUGGUUGCCCGGGUGGCGGAGCUGUUGUGCAAGGUGGGAAUAACGACCGCGCCGGCGCUGACAAGAUCGGACAUCCGGGGCCUCACUGAGGCUCGCCGCACCCACAGCAAUGCUCGAGCACAGAGGGACUUCGGAUACGUUCCACGCGUCGACCCCGCGACAGCCACCAAGAGAACCGUCGAGUCGCUGAAACGGGACGGGUGGGCGAGGCACCGCGUCCGCCGACCAGCCCUCGCCUAUUGGAUCACAAACCCCGGGGGCAUCUGGCUAGUGACCCUCGCGGCCUUCGGGGGCCCGUGCCCUCCUUUCACGGAGGCGCUGGCGAGAAGUGCCGGGCACGUCGGGCUGCGGCUGCUCAAGGAGCAGUCUACCGUUCGCGCCGUGUGCAUCGCGGUGUACCUGGUCCACGUCCUGGAAGGGGUCUACGCCUUUCGCGUGGCGUGGCACGCCGGCCACCGAGACGCGGCCCCGGGGUGGUUCGCCCAGACGUUCCUCCUCGGGUUUCCGUCGGUGUUCUUGGUGAAUGACCUCAAGCGGGCAGCGAGCACCUCAAAGAGGAGUACGAGCGACGGCAGGCAGAAGAAAACGCCAGGUUCAUAAAAUAAUAAUGAUUGACGGUUUCAAGCGAGAGGACUAAACGGGCACGAACGCCCUCCACUUAGAAAACGAAAACACGUUGAUCUCUGUCUCUACAUAAUAGGCGAACCAAAUAGGUCCAGCUUAAGUUUGCGAUGAGUUCAUUCAUAGUGUACUUGACCUCCCUGGUUUGAGCAUGAUCUUGACUUGCUUUACGCUGCGAAAGCAAAGUCCACAUACACAGCGGAGGAGAGAAACUCGGUCGUGCCAUUAAUUGUUGUUGCUUGGGGUCCUGUGGUAGAUUGAUUGAUUGGUGCCUCAAUAAAUAGAUGUAGAGAAAGAAGCCGUGAAAUUGUCCCGAAGAAUUCGCCUCGUUCCUCACUGAGCUGAAUCCCUUUUAAAGCAAGCCGGCGAACAUCGUUGGUGUUGCUGUGUAGUCCCCAAGCUACUUUUUGGUUUGCGUCGUGCUUAUGGUUUGAGAAAGGGAGCGGACAGGGAAUUCCUAUGCACGUAAGGCGUUGGGGGCACGACAGAUGUACCACUAGUCAGGCAGCAUGCAGCGGGCUGAGGGUGUCCAAGCUCGGGAAACUGCAAUGAUGUGCUUGACAACGAAGAAGAAACAAAUGCGAGGCUCAGAAACGCGAAUGAGUUACGGCAGCUAGAUAUCGCGCUGAAUGUGGAGCGAGAAAUCUUUUCAACUCGAUGUCGAAAAGGAGCAAUAUGUCUAUGUAUGUCGUCUAGCGAUCGAACGAACGCAGAACACUCUUGCUGGCUUACGUAUGUUACAAAAUUGUCCCAGGUGGGGGGAGGAGUGGACUAGUGGGGGUACCAACGCAUAUGACAUUGUGUGCCGUGCGGGCAGCCGUCCAACAUGCGAAAUUUCUAUAUUCGGGAAAAAAAAAUCGCUUUGAACAUGAGACAGGCCUUUCCGCCGGUCAGUCAGCCUACAACGGGUGCUCCUGGUCGGUUGCUUCCAUUUUUUUUUAAGUUUGUUCGUCUUCCCAGUUUAGACUUUCAACCUGUGUCAACGACGUAUCUGAUCUCUCCGAACUGAAGAGCUCCUUUUCCGGU